CAAGAUAUGUUUUGCAGCAGAUUACAACGCUGGACCGCUUUUAGAUAAAACAACAAAAUCAUAACAAACGAGACUUGUUGACACUGUUGUUGUUGUUGUUGACGUGUUUAUAAGCUUGUGUGCGAUUGUUUGGACAUCUACAGCUACCAGACGGAUCAAAUCCAUCGGCAUGUUUGCGCACCGCAGUUUCAGUCUUCUGUGCAGAAGAUCAGCUGUUACAUCAUGGAGAAGUCAGAGUCACACUGCAGGGAAGCGGCUGGAUAUAAGUGGCAUUUAUCCUCCCAUUGCCACUCCAUUUACUGAGCCUGAAGAUGUGGACUAUCAAAAACUUGAUGACAAUAUUAGGAAAUAUGGACGUUUACCUUUUAGAGGUCUAGUAGUGCAGGGCUCUAAUGGCGAAUACCCAUAUCUGACGGCGGAGGAGAGGGUUGAGGUGGUGAAGAGAGUGAAACAGGCCCUGCCAAAAGACAAGCUAGUUAUGGCUGGAUCUGGAUGUGAAUCCACCAGAGCCACAAUCCAAAUGAGCCAAAGAAUGGCAGACGCGGGUGCUGAUUGUGUUUUAGUGGUAACACCGUGUUUUUACCGCGGCCGAAUGGACAGCCGAGCUCUUAUAAACCACUACUCUAAGGUGGCAGAUUCCUGUUCAGUGCCAGUUGUGUUGUACAGCGUGCCAGCAAACACUGGUCUUGACCUGCCUGUGGAUGCUGUAAUUCAGCUCUCUAAGCAUCCCAAUAUUGUCGGCCUCAAAGACAGUGGUGGAGACAUCACCAGAAUAGCUCUGAUGGUGCAGAAAACCAGAUCGCAGGAUUUUCAGGUGCUGGCAGGAUCAGCUGGUUUCCUCAUGGCUGCGUACGCCGUAGGCGCUGUAGGAGGCGUCUGCGCCCUGGCCAAUGUCCUGGGUCAGCAGGUGUGUGAACUAGCGCAGCUGUGUGUUUCCGGACGCUGGGACGAAGCCAAAGAGCUCCAGUAUCGCCUCAUCGAACCCAACACAGCAGUGACGCGUGGGUUUGGCGUUCCAGCUUUAAAACUAGCGAUGGACUGGUUUGGAUAUCACGGUGGCAUUUGCCGGUCGCCCCUACAGCCACUGUCGAAAGCAGAUUUAGAGGCGCUUCGGGGAAAAUUCUCCUCCAAUGGUUGGCUGUAGUAGUUAAAAGGGCAACAGAAAUCAAAGAGUUACAGUAUCAAGGGGUUACGAUUGGCCUGUUUAAUUAUUCCGCUAGCAUUAAUGUCCAAUGAUUUUCUGACAACACGAGAAUUAAUGGGAUUAAAACAUGUUUUUGUGACUGAA
Molecule: messenger RNA, 1288 nt
Organism: Danio rerio (zebrafish)
Lineage: Eukaryota; Metazoa; Chordata; Actinopteri; Cypriniformes; Danionidae
Gene: hoga1
Product: 4-hydroxy-2-oxoglutarate aldolase 1
Cellular component (GO): mitochondrion
Molecular function (GO): lyase activity; (4S)-4-hydroxy-2-oxoglutarate aldolase activity; (R,S)-4-hydroxy-2-oxoglutarate aldolase activity
Source: RefSeq, marked provisional